AACUUAAAAAUUGUUUAGGUAAAAACAUCAGAAAUGAAUAUCCAAAUCUUAAUCCCCGCGAAAGAGUGAGUGUUUUUAAACAAGCCCAAAAGGAACUAGAAGAUUUUUACAAGAUGUGUGAGUUGGAAAUGGUAAUGUUUAUUCUUUAUAAAAAAAGAAAACAAGAAAUCGACUAUUUAAUCAAAGAAACAGAGAGAAGAAUAGAAUUGGAGAAUGCACUAAAAAGCAAAAACACUGAUGGGUUAGUUGCUUUGAAAAAUAGAAUAAUUAAAUCCGAAAAAGAUGUAGUUGAAUCAAAAGCAGAAAAAGAACAAUGUAGUAAAGAACUGAUUGCUUUGAAGGAAACAAAUAAAGAAUUAUGA
Racocetra fulgida is the source of this 362-nucleotide messenger RNA. Lineage: Eukaryota; Fungi; Glomeromycota; Glomeromycetes; Diversisporales; Gigasporaceae. The record is from the annotation of a GenBank genome assembly.